Molecule: messenger RNA, 2821 nt
Organism: Nasonia vitripennis (jewel wasp)
Lineage: Eukaryota; Metazoa; Arthropoda; Insecta; Hymenoptera; Pteromalidae
Exons: 8
Coding region: 466-2511 (681 amino acids)
Biological process (GO): triglyceride biosynthetic process
Cellular component (GO): plasma membrane
Molecular function (GO): long-chain-alcohol O-fatty-acyltransferase activity; diacylglycerol O-acyltransferase activity
Source: RefSeq, a predicted model, not a curated record
GCAUUAUCUUUUGUCCAGCAAUGUGCGCACACUUUCUCAAGAGUAAGCUUGGCUGCUACUGAAAAAGUAAGUAUCGCCUUCACAAAUCUGCCGAUUCCACCGAGUCGAACCGACAUCGCUCAAAACGCACUGUCACCAAUCAGUUCGUCUCUUGCAAAAAGAAAACCCGACGCGCAAUCUCUCGAAAGCGCGCAAACAUAUACAUACUCGCGCGCUCGAUAACGAAAAAAAUCGGCGCCCGUUCGUAAUCUCUAGCUGCUGCAGCGUCGGGGUCAAGGGUCGGACACUCGGUAUCGGUCUGUACCGAGUCCCGGAAUCGUGUCAGUCGCUCCUCGAGCUUUGCCGCAGGAACAAUCGGUUGCGUUUUGUUUUUUCUCCUCGCAUCGAAUCGGCAUAUCGCUGAGCGAGAUAGAUGUGUAGAUAGUUCGUUUAUUGGGCGUCUAUGUGAGAAAGAGAGAGUAGGAGAUGGCGGAGACGCAGGGAUGCCUGCUGGGACUGGCCUGUCUGGCUGAUCCGCUUCUCGCCCUGCUCCUCACAGUCGUCUGCUUGCCUACGUUGCUGCUCAGUUAUCCAGUUUGCCAGUGGACGAGAAAAUGCUGGGCCCGGUACAUCAAGUGGCGCUACCCGAACUGCAUCGUCGUCGAGGAGAGCAGCACGCGGAGUAUACUCGACCAGGGCAAAAAUCAGGGUAUCUACACUCUGCUGGUAGAGAGUCCCACGAUAGUGACGGAACACCUGAGAAACCACCUGGUGCACCUAGCCGCGACGAAGCCUUUGCUGCGCAUGGCUUUGACGACGAAAUGCUAUCGUUACGCCUGGGAAAACCUAGAGGAGUUCUCCGUCGACAAUCAUCUAAUCCUGUCCCCCAGUCUGUUCAAGGGACGCCCCAUCACGGACGCCAAUGUUCAGGACUACGUGAGCGACGUGACGUCGAAAUACCUAGCGGCAAGUUACUCGCCCUGGCAGGUUCACGUGAUCGGCCAGAACACUUCGUCGCGUCUCUACUUCCUGGUCAGGGUUCAUCACCUCCUGCUGAAUCAAGAGCAACUGGCUUUAGGUGACUUUCUACCUCUCGAAGGGACGAGACACCACGAUUGUCUGCCGGUUGACACAUCCCCGUUUUCCGAACCCUACGCCGAACCUUCGGCUCUACCUAGGUUGCACCAGAAGCUUACGGAGAGUUUCAGCAAUGUGUGGAACGAGUUCUUGUGCAACAACGAUCCGACGGAGAGGCCGGAGAUACUGAAGAAGAGGAUCAGUCUGUGGCAGUGCGCCAAGAUCGGAGUUAUCGUGUGGUUCGCCACUGUAAAGGAGAUUUCGAGGCAGUAUCAGCGCCGUGAAGGCCUUAGUCUGAGUGAGCCCUGGCCUAUCUACCUUCGCGAAGCCCACAAACGCAACUUCAGUUGGUCGUUAAUAUUUCAAGCACUGCUGAACCUGCUGAACCCAGCGGAGAUCGCUAGAACCACGAUCGCCUGGUUCUGGUACAUCGGCGUCACGCUCACCCUCAAAUCUCCGAUUCUCUUCUGGAGAGAGAUCCGAGCGGUCAGUCUUCUGCAUGAGCAUCACUACUACCCUGACAGCUUGGUCAGCAUCAUGUCGUUCUACCUCCCACUGAUCUUCAGAGCAAGCUUAGAGAUGUUCUCGAUCCUGACGAUCCUGGCAAGUGCACCGUUCGCCGUAAUCGAGGAGCUGUUCCGUCGUCGAAGCAGUGCCGAGUUCCGUCCAGUGUCGCAAACCGGUCGUAAAGUCGUAGCCUGGUCCGAAGAGAUCGACGUCGGCCUGCUGCAGAAGAUCGCCGCAGUUAGCGGUGCUGGUGACGCCGAGAUUCUACUCGCAGCGGCGGUUGACUCGUUGAAGGAGUACUUCAGAUGCUCGGGUCAGGUUAUACCUAACGAAGUUCUGGCUACGGCGAAGUUUACCAGCCAGAGGGCGCUGUAUGUCAGUGACUGUGAGGCUAGGGGCUUGCUAUGCCUGGCGCUGCCUACCACUACGCCGCAUUUCGAGGACGACAUGGUGGAGAUUCUGCAGGUUGUGCAAAAAAACAUCUUCGAAGCGAGGCGGAAACAACGCGCGAUCUACGCCAUCACCGCUGCGGAGACAUCCUCAGGAAUCGUGACCUCGUGUCUGCCAGCAAUUUUCCUCAAAAUCGUCCUGAACCACCUGACCAGACGCUACUCCAUACAGUUGACUCACGUGGACGGCGAACUGCCCGUUGACGGACUAAGGUCGGCUGUGUUCUGGAAACCACCUCAGGGCAAUUGCAGUCUUUCGAUGACCUUACACAGGCACGGCCGAGCGGUACGUCUAGGUGUGAUGGGCGACGCGAUGAUCGGACCCCAACACGCGGCGAUUACCCGAAGCUUUCCGGCUAGCUUGGAAAAGCUGGCACGUACCCUCGGAGUACCAUCGGAUACACCACAACAAAGCAGAAGUCCGAGCCCUGUUGUGUUACCGGACGGUAUGGUGGGAAACUCGGUGGAUACCGUCGAUGGAAUGCAGAACGGAUUCUGAUGAUAAAUGCGAUAUUUUCUCGUUGUUCAUAUUAUAAGAUUGAUGAUGAGUAUAUGGCGCGGUUUUUCGGAGUCCAUUAUUUAGUGAGAAAAUAAUUUAUGAGUAAGUAUAAUGAUAUGAUUAUUUUAAUUGAGGGAAGGAAAGCUCUAUGACGUUUUUUGAGUCAUCGAUGUAACGUGUAGGUUUAGGUAGAAUGAAUAUUAGAUUUUUAAGAUUAUCUAUUAGGAUAUACUUGUAUGUACGUGAUAUUCAUAUUGUUGCUGAUAUAUUUGUAUUUUUGAAAAUAAAAAAUUUAUACAAUUUUCAUGGA